AUGUCUAUUGAAGGGAAUACCAGCAGUGCCGCCGUGGCGGCAGAAAAGCCAGAGAAACCGACGUUCUCAUGGCUACGCCCACAUCCCAUUUUUGUCAUAAUACUGGUUGGUCCUGGUGAGCAGCCGUUUGGUAUUCAAAAGGACUUUCUGUGCUUCCGCUCAGAGUUUUACCAAAAGUACUUCGCCGAGAACCAGACUGAGGAUACGGUGGAACACGUGGUAAAGCUGCCGGACACAACGCCAGAGGUGUUUGGGUUGACGCAAAAUUUUCUAUUUACGGGAAAGAUCAUGUCAGAUAAUGAAGGCGUUCCAUCGUACGAGUCGCUGGUCGGACUCUGGAACUUGGGCCACAAGCUCGGCAUCGAGGGUCUUUGUGACAAGACGCUUGAAGCCAUGACAGAAUGCCGCAGGCUGACCGAGCGAAUCCCCUCAACGCCACUGUUAGUACAGGUUUGGAGAGACACACCGGAAGGCUCCUCGAUUCGAAUGCUGCUCUUAUCAUGGGCCGCCGAAUACAUGAGGUCCUCCGAUUCUCGAGCAGAGUUUGCCAAGUCUCUACCACAAGAAGUCCUCAGUGAACUCGUCGUGGCCAUGAGCUCGUUUGAGCUGGCGACCCCAGCACAAACGCAAUCCGAAUCUCCCAUUGUGCCGGCUUCAGAUUUACCCAGGAAGAACGUCCAUUACUUGGAGGACCAGAGUGACGAUGACCUGAACAACAUCAGGAAGAAUCGUCGCAUGAGCGGCCCGCCUAUCAUCGUGGCCAGAACAGAGCAGCCACUCGGGCGCAAGGGAUCCCGAACUCCUCUGCCUAAGCCGCAGAAACGCAGAUCCAGUGCGGCAUACGUCGACGGCCGCAGUUUCUCUACUAAUCAGAAACUCGACUUUUGCGCGGACUUGCUUACCCGGAUGCUUUCAGGACCCGGUUUCUGGACAAGAUUGGUUGGCCCAUUCAGAGACCCCGUUGAACCAGUGGAAGACGGCGUCCCAGACUACUUAGACAAGGUCAAGCGGCCCAUGGACCUAACUACCAUGAAAGCCAAAAUGGACCGUCGCGAAUACACCAGCGACGAAGAAUUCGUCACCGACAUGCGGCAAAUCUUUGACAACUGCUUCACGUACUGGAAGAAGGGCGAUCCUAUGUGGCUAGCCGGCGAAAAGCUACAAAAGACGUUUGAAGACAAGUUUGCUCACAUGAAUAAAUGGAUUUCCAAGAUGGGUGGGGAAGAGGGCGAAUAA
Molecule: messenger RNA, 1236 nt
Organism: Pochonia chlamydosporia 170
Lineage: Eukaryota; Fungi; Ascomycota; Sordariomycetes; Hypocreales; Clavicipitaceae
Product: TFIID associated protein
Exons: 3
Coding region: 1-1236 (411 amino acids)
Biological process (GO): chromatin remodeling; regulation of DNA-templated transcription
Cellular component (GO): nucleus; chromatin
Source: RefSeq, a predicted model, not a curated record